AUGGCGGACAGCAGCGCAGUGCCCGCUGCAGGCUCCUCAAAUGGUGCUUCAAGCUCGCUAGCACCUGGCGACCCUCGCAAAGAGGGAGCGCUCAAGUCAUACAAGAAGGCUUUGAAGCAGCAUGAAGAUCUAUCGGAGGGGUUAAAGAAGCGUGAGUGUGAUGAUUCAUCAUCACGCGUUCACAGCAAAGCGGAGGGCAUAGUACUUUCGCUGAUAUCAUCACGCUCAAUCCACACGCGACAGUGCGUUUUGGGCUGCGUGAUCUGGAAAAGGACUACGACAAGACGGAGGAUGAUAUCAAGGCUUUGCAGUCGGUGGGGCAGAUCAUCGGCGAAGUGCUGAAGCAGCUCGACGACGAGAGGUGUGAGUUGCAAGCGCAAGCGUAAGCCUGGCGAUGCACAUCCUGCUCAUGCGCACGUUCGCGUCCCCGUCCCGUAGUCAUUGUCAAAGCAUCCUCAGGACCUCGUUACGUGGUUGGCAUCCGCUCCACUGUGCCCAAGCACAAGUUGAAGCAAGGUGUGCGAGUCAGUCUCGACAUGACCACCCUUACCAUCAUGCGCAUCCUGCCACGUGAGGUCGACCCGUUGGUGUACAACAUGAGCAUGGAAGACCCCGGUGAUGCCAACUUUGCUGGUAUCGGUGGCUUGCAAGAGCAGAUCAGGGAACUGAGAGAGGUAAGUCGGGUGCGCGUAGGCUAGCAUGGACGGCUUCUUAUUGGUGGUAGUACGCUGGCAGUACGCAGCCACCCGCGCUAGCCAGCUGAUGCCUCAUUAAAAAAGUUCAGAGCUGACCCGCCGCUUCUCGCUUCGUUUGUGUAGGUCAUCGAAUUGCCUCUGCUCAAUCCAGAACUUUUCUUGAGAGUAGGUAUCAAGCCCCCAAAGGGCGUUUUACUGUACGGACCUCCGGGUACGGGCAAGACUCUGCUUGCAAGAGCAGUUGCAGCCACGCUCGACACAAACUUCCUUAAAGUUGUUUCAAGUGCCAUCGUCGACAAGUACAUCGGAGAGAGUGCCAGAUUGGUGCGCGAAAUGUUUGGCUAUGCCAAAGAGCACGAACCUGUGAGUCGGAUCGCGUGGCCGAUCUCCAGGAGACUUUACAGAAAGCUGUGCCUCUUUGUUGAGAAGCAACGGAGGCUGACUCCGACUAAGCCUUGUUCAGACAAUCAUCUUCAUGGACGAGAUUGACGCUAUCGGUGGAAGGCGUUUUAGCGAGGGCACGAGUGCAGAUCGAGAGAUCCAGAGAACUUUGAUGGAGGUGAGUGAAGGCAAAAGCGCGCGAGCACCGUGAUCGGCGACUGACGUCCACCUCUUCAUGCUACAUCAAUCUGUAGCUUCUGAACCAAAUGGACGGAUUCGACUACCUUGGCAAGACAAAAAUUAUCUUUGCUACGAACAGACCAGACACGCUCGUGAGUCCGUGAUGAUGAAUUUGUUCUCCUGUGGCAAUGAGCUGACACCAGGCACGCCCGUAGGACCCUGCUCUGAUGAGACCAGGUCGUAUCGACCGAAAAAUUGAGAUCCCAUUGCCAAAUGAAGUGGCGCGUUUGGACAUCCUCAAGAUUCACGCGAGGCCUGUCGCUAAGAAAGACGAGCUGUGAGUGGCUUGCAGUCCGUAUGUCCGACGGCUGCGCUCGAUCUGCCCCUUAGGCUCAUGUUUUGUCAACGCCAUCCUACAGUGACUACGAGGCUAUCGUCAAAUUGUCUGACGGCUUCAACGCUGCAGAUUUGCGGAAUGUGGUAACCGAAGCGGGCAUGUUUGCCAUUAGAGAUGACAGGUGCGUUCCAAUGACGCGAUUACUGCGCUUCAAGACGGUGGCCCUGCACGAGAUGUGAUUUCACUGCUGUACUCGUGUGCUGACAUCGAGCAUCUUGCGCAUCCACGCAGAGAUUACAUCAUUCAGGAGGAUAUGGUUAAAGCAGCUCGAAAGUUGACCGAAGCAAAAUCCCACGAGAGCGCUGCAGACUACGGCAAGAACAUCUGA
This is a messenger RNA of Ceraceosorus bombacis, 1981 nucleotides long. Lineage: Eukaryota; Fungi; Basidiomycota; Exobasidiomycetes; Ceraceosorales; Ceraceosoraceae. The record is from the annotation of a GenBank genome assembly.